AUGCAAGCAAUCUCUACAUCUGGAAGAGGUCGAGGUAGGGGACGAGGACGUACCCGAGCAACCGCGGAAACCCCUGCGGACAUCAUUGCCCAGGAGGUGACAAAAGCGUUGCAAGUUGCCUUGCCCAUGGUACUAGCUCAGGUGCGAGAGGCAGAGUUGAGGAAUCAAGAAGAUAGGGAGAUAAGCAAUAGAAGGGAGAAUAUUAACGAUUCAAACAAUAGGGAAGACCAACAUAUGAGGCCAAGACCAGGGAGCCCUAUCAGCAUGGGUUCGGGACAAAAAGGUUGUACUUAUAAGACCUUUUUGGCUUGUAAGCCCCAAACCUUUCAAGGCGACUGUGAUCCAGUGGCAGCUAUGAGGUGGAUAAGAGAGACAKAAGCAAUAUUCAAAAUCAGUAAAUGCGCGGGAGAAGAUAAGGUGACAUAUGCAUCAUCCAUGCUCAAAUCAGAAGCCCUUUUUUGGUGGGAAUUAGUUACUAACUUAAAGGGCGAAGAAGCUAUGGCAAGAAUGACAUGGGAAGAGUUUAAGGUACUAUUUAACRACAAAUUUUGUCMACRCACUGCAAUAAAGCAACUGGAAGAGGAAUUUUUGAGAUUGGAGCAAGGAUCAAUGACAGUAAGGGAGUAUACAACAAGUUUUACAGAGAAGGCGAGAUUCGCAGAACACUGGGUUUCAACAGAGGAGAGGCGAGCAGAGCGUUACAUCUAUGGACUAAAGGCAUCCAUUCGAGAAUUUGUUCUCACUAUGAACCCAACCACAUUCCAUGUUGCAGUAAACGCAACGGAGAUUAGAGAAAAAGAAAGAAAUCAUCAAAAGGCUGAACGGGAUCAUAUAAAAAGAAAAUGGGAAGGUCCGAGCAACGAAACCAAAAAGGAAAAGUUUUUGGGUUCAGAAAGGAAGAUGUGGCAAGGGCAUGCUACAAACCCAUGUCCUAAAUGCAAACGCAUACACAACGAAGAAUGCAUGAUCAAGCCAAGGGUGUGUUACCGAUGUGGGAAACCAGGACACUUUUCUCAGGAUUGCAAAGUUGAGAGGAGAGAGCGACUAUGUUUUACUUGUAAGUCAUCCAACCAUAUCCAAGCAAAUUGCCCUCAACAGAAAAAUGAGUAUGCCAUUGGUCAAAGUGAAAGUCGAAAUGGUAAACGGGAGGAAAAGAGAACGAAUUUAUCAUAA
Messenger RNA from Cynara cardunculus var. scolymus (artichoke), 1173 nucleotides. RefSeq lists its product as uncharacterized. NCBI's taxonomy places the organism in Eukaryota, Viridiplantae, Streptophyta, Magnoliopsida, Asterales, Asteraceae. Gene Ontology annotation, molecular function: nucleic acid binding; zinc ion binding. The record is from RefSeq and is a predicted model, not a curated record. The coding region runs from base 1 to 1173 and encodes 390 amino acids. The transcript has a single exon.